Molecule: messenger RNA, 672 nt
Organism: Polistes canadensis
Lineage: Eukaryota; Metazoa; Arthropoda; Insecta; Hymenoptera; Vespidae
Exons: 5
Coding region: 1-672 (223 amino acids)
Source: RefSeq, a predicted model, not a curated record
AUGCCAAUGCAUGUAAAACUGAGGCUGCCACAGCUUCUAAAACUUCAACUGCCACCAGCAUACGCCACUGCAACUGCAACUGCACAUGCAACUAAAACUGACUAUGCAACUGCAAAUGCACAUGCUACUGCAUUUGCAACUGCAACUACAUAUAAAACUGAAACUGCAACUACUAAUGCUAAUGCAACUGCACAUGCAACUGCAACAGAAACUGCCAAUGCAACAAUAACUGCACAUAAUACUUCCACUGCCUAUGCAACAGAAAAUUCAAUUGCAGCUACAAUUGCAACUGCUCAUGCAACUGUAACUGCCACAGAAUUAGCAGGCGCAAAUGAAAUUGCUAAUGCACUGGCAACUAAAACUGACAAUGCAACUGAAAAUAGACAUGAAACUGCAUUUGCUAAAGCACAUGCAACUUUACCAACUGUACAUGCAUCAGUAAUGGCAACUGAAACUGUAACAGCACAUGCAACAGCAAUAACAAACGCUACAGCAUCAACAACUGUAACUGUACAUACAAUUGCAAAUGCAUCUAAAACCGCAACUUUUACUGCAACCGCAUAUGCAGCUAAAACUGCAACUGCACAUACUUUUGCAGCUGCAACUGUCAGAGCAUAUGCCGCUGCAACUGCAAGGGCAGCUACAUUAACAAAUCCGACUGCAAACGCAUAA